Molecule: messenger RNA, 1485 nt
Organism: Verticillium dahliae VdLs.17
Lineage: Eukaryota; Fungi; Ascomycota; Sordariomycetes; Glomerellales; Plectosphaerellaceae
Exons: 2
Coding region: 1-1485 (494 amino acids)
Biological process (GO): regulation of transcription by RNA polymerase II
Cellular component (GO): nucleus
Molecular function (GO): DNA-binding transcription factor activity, RNA polymerase II-specific; RNA polymerase II transcription regulatory region sequence-specific DNA binding
Source: RefSeq, a predicted model, not a curated record
AUGUCUGACUACAUUUCCAACAACACCGAAUGGGAGGCCUUGGUCAUCGACGCGGAGAGCCUCCACCCUGACUACGCCCAGGACUAUUUCGAUCCUAUGGGCUUCUACCCUUACGACGCCCAAGCCUACUUCGAUCCUAUGGACAGCUUCGACUACGGGGCUACCGCCAGCUUCGCCCUGCCCUCAGAGCCGAGCUACUUGCCCCAGAGAGAUUCGGCUUUGGGCGCCAAUGGCUACAGCCCCAUCAAUGACACGGGAAAUUCCCUCGCCGGGGUCGACAUCGCAGAGAUGCCAUAUAUCCCAGACAUCCCGGGGGAUCACUUCUACGGAACUGGUCCUCUGGUGCAACACACCUUCACGCAGGGCACUGCCCUCUUGGAGCCAAACAAUGGCAGCCACGUCUAUCCCGCCCUUCUCGAAAACAGCUACACUGAAUUCGACCACCCAACCGACUUGGCCAUGACUGGACAGCCCUCUUUCUCGGCUGGCAUGGUUGGCAUGGGCGCAGAACGCCAUGCAGAUGGACGGUCCUCCGCAACUUUCUUCUCAACCAUGUCGCCGCCUGACAACGAGGGUCCCGUAAACGCACCGCCCGAUGCAGGAUUUCGAUGCGCUGAGUGUAGCGAGUAUUUCAGUUGGGAAGGUAUACUCGACUGGCAUGCCCGUCAGACUGAACACAUGUCAUACAAAUGCAACUUCCCAGCUUGUCAUGAGAAGUUCAUGAGAUACGUGCAGUAUGAAACUCACAAACGCCGUUCGCAUGCUGAAGGCCAUGGAAGAGUCACCGGGGUUCGCCCCUUCUUCUGUGCUCAAUGUCAGUCUGACUUUAAGAAUGAUACCGGUCUUGGCGAUCACGCCUUGACUGUACAACAUCAGCCUUUUCAGUGUACCUGUGGCCAAUCAUUCUCUCGUCUCGAUGUCCUCUACCGUCGCAAAGACAUCUAUUCGCAAGACAUGCCGAAGCAUCCUUGCCGAUACUGCAAGCGCCAUCGCGGCAGAAACGGCUUCAAGCGAAAGGAUCACCUGCGUCAGCAUAUGCGAGCUUUCCACAAGUUCGAUGCCGAUGAAAGGUCCAAAUCUCGCCAGUCUAGAAGGAAAAUCUGUGACGUUCCCGUAACGUGCCCACACUCGGGAUGUUUCGGGUAUCGCGACGAACAUUUUCACGCUCUUGAAGCUGCAGAACAGGACCAAGACCGACCUUUCAACAGUCAGAAGGACUUCAAUGAACACAUGAGAAAGGUCCACGACGAGACUUCUUUCCCCUGUUCCGUCUCAGGAUGCGAUAAGGUCGGCGCCAAGGGCUACCUUCGGGAAAAGGCUCUUAUCGAUCACUAUACUGCGAAGCACCCCGAACUCGAAGCCUAUGUGCCGAAGCCUUGGGUGGGCACCUUGAUAGUGCGUUGUCGCCACCCCGGUUGCAUAUCGUCCUUGAAGCGAGGUUCCUUGAUAUACCACAUGCGGGACAUCCAUAGAUACCGGGACUAA